Messenger RNA from Lachnellula hyalina, 1080 nucleotides. Its product is annotated as Short chain dehydrogenase. The record is from RefSeq and is a predicted model, not a curated record. The annotation marks the transcript as partial. The transcript is spliced from 2 exons. Lineage: Eukaryota; Fungi; Ascomycota; Leotiomycetes; Helotiales; Lachnaceae.
ACCAUCUCCGAACGAACGUCCUUCGCCCAAGCCGCAGAUAUGAGCGCCGCACAUUUCAACAUCACGCCCGAGAAGCGCGCAUCUCAUCGCCAACUUCUGAAACGACAACUCUGGGUCUCUCCGCCAAUCGCCAAAAUCAGCGAAGUCGACCUGACUGGCAAAACUGUUAUUGUCACCGGCUCCAAUACCGGCAUCGGAUUGGAAAUCGCUCGGCAGCUCUUAGAUGUCGGUGUAAGCAAGCUGAUUCUUGCUGUGCGCACCGCGAGUAAAGGCGAUGCAGCCAAGGAGAAUCUCUUGACUGGUCGGCGCCCCUCAAAACAAACCAUCGAAGUCUGGAGUUUGGAUCUUGAAAGUUACGAUUCAAUCAUCGCCCUCGUCGAACGUACCAAGACCCUGGAAUGCCUGGACAUCUUUGUUCACAAUGCGGGUGUUCAGAGGAUGGAUAUGGAAUUGCACCCCACCACUGGCCACGAAGAGGUUGUUCAAGUCAACUAUCUCUCCCUUGCUCUUUUGUCGAUUCUAUUGCUUCCUGUUCUCCAAUCCAAGAACACCCCGCUACAGCCAGGUCGUUUGGUAAUUACAGGGUCCGAUGCGUCCUCCAUGGCCAAAUUCUCAGAGCAGAAUGAUGUUCCUCUUUUACCAUCUUUCAACGAUCCAAAAUACUUUGAUCCCCAAGACCGCUACUUCACGUCUAAAUUGCUCGGCCAAUUCUUCCUUACCGAAUUAGCUAAGCGCGUACCGGCAUCUGUCGCUAUUGUCAAUACUGCCAGCCCAGGUUUAUGCCACGGAACAGAGUUGAAUAGAGGAAGUGAUGGCACUAUGGUCGGAUUCAUAUUCGGCAUCAUCAAGCGUCUUCUUGGUCGAGCAUCCGCCGUUGGUGCUCGUAACAUCACCGAUGCUGCUGUCAAACACGGCAUGGACUCCCACGGACAGUACUUGGAAGAUGGACAUAUCCAACCAAUGGCACCCAUUGUAUACAAGGCUGAAGGACAGCGAAUUGCCGGCCAGCUUUGGCAAGAAACAAUGGAUGAUCUGGCAUUUGCACAUGUCGCUGAAAUUGUCAAAGACCUGGGCCAUUGA